Molecule: messenger RNA, 828 nt
Organism: Emiliania huxleyi CCMP1516
Lineage: Eukaryota; Haptophyta; Isochrysidales; Noelaerhabdaceae
Exons: 3
Coding region: 1-828 (275 amino acids)
Source: RefSeq, a predicted model, not a curated record
AUGCUGGCCGUCGUGUCGACGCCUGCGCCGCCUGCGCCGCUGCUGAUGGCGGCGGAGGGCGAGCUCCGCGUCCGGCUGGUGGCGGCGGAGGGCGAGGCCCGCGCUGCGAAGGCCGCGCUGCGCGAGUCCGAGGCGCGCUGGAGGCGCGAGGUGGGCGGCUCUCAGCAGGAGCGGAUGCGGCUCCGGGCCGAGGUGGGCUCUCUGCUCCAGCGGCUGAACACGAAGAGCACAGCGCGGGAGGGCGAGGGCCCGCCCUCGCCGAAGCGCGCCCGCACGGGCGUCACGCCCGUGGGCAGCGGCGGAGGAGCGGCCCAAGGCGCGGGCCUGCUCAGCCAGACCGCGGUCUACGCCAUGUACCACGACGCCGAGGCGCUCGUGCGCGAAGAGCGUGCGCGCGCCGACGCCGCCGAGGCGCAGCUCAGCCGGCUGGCCGACCGGGUGCAGGCCGCGCUGCCAGUGUACCAGGAGCGCUCCUCGCGCCUCGACUCUGUUCUCGAGGCCAACGCCGCCCUCUCGCAGCGCGCGGCGGAGGCGGCGCGGCAAGUCGAGGCGACGAAGCGCGAGGCCGCACGGCUACGAGCAAGCAUCUCGGCCGCGCUGGAGGAGAGGGAGGCUGCCGGCGGCGCCACCCCUCCUACGAUCCCGCAGCUGGACGAGGUGCGAGCUCUGCUUCGCGCGGGCGCCAGCGGCCUGCUCGAGGAGGAGCGGCGGCGCCUCGGCGCGGGCAACAACACCGAUGCGCUCGAGGCGAAGCUCAAGGAGAACGAGGCGGCCACGGAGAAGCUGCGCAAGGCGGCGGCCUUCUGGAAGGGCAAGUUGCGGCGCUGA